GUAAAUUACACCUCCGAACUCUGGGUUCAGUAGUGUCCUGCUGCUUCGGCUCCUUUUUAUUUUUUACUUUAUACUUCAACGUACUUUUCCAGCUGUCUGCAGCAGGAUGGCCAGCGACUCUGCGGAACAACAAGUGGUAGUGGUGGAGAAUGUGGAGAAAGUGGAGGUAAGCGUUCAAGUUGUGAAGAGAAGCGGCGUUUUUACCGGUGUGCUUUACUACGUAUCUCGGUUCUGGCCGAUCAGCAUCAUGAUUCGUGCCUACCGAGGUUUCUGGUACAUGUUCGGGUUUCGACCUAAAAGCACCCCCGAAGUGCCCAUCCUGGGUUCCACUCCUGCCCGUCCGAGCCGCCAGGGCCUGAAGCGCCUCCGCCGGAUCACCCGUAUCAUCAUGGCCGUCCUGCCCCGCCGCAUGCAGAGCGCCCUGGGCUACCCGGUCCCCGCCAGCGUCGGCUGCUCCCUCUCCCCAGAGAUGCGGAUCUCGCCCACAAAGCCAUGUGGGAAGGGCAACAAGAGGAAGCAGGAUGAGCUGGACGAGGAUGAGGACGAGGAAGGAGAUGAGCUGGAGCAGCACACCUGGGUGGAGGCUUUCGCCAACGAGCUGGCCACGGACGAGGGCUCUGAAGAAGACCCGGACUACGAGCCCAGUGCGGUGGAGACGGAGAGCGACGAGUACUCCUCUCGCAACGAGAGCGACACGGAGGAGGUCGACAAGCAGGGACUGGUCAUUAUUGAAGAACUGGCCAUUCCUCCUGCUGACGUAAGCCUCCCUGCCCUCUGAAUAACCUUUGCAUUGUUUGUUGUUUUUGUACUUGUUCAAUAAAUAUAAGUUCCUCUUA
Molecule: messenger RNA, 836 nt
Organism: Gadus macrocephalus (Pacific cod)
Lineage: Eukaryota; Metazoa; Chordata; Actinopteri; Gadiformes; Gadidae
Gene: org
Product: oogenesis-related gene
Exons: 6
Coding region: 107-778 (223 amino acids)
Source: RefSeq, a predicted model, not a curated record